CGACAACAUGUUCUGUUGACUCAAAUGCAGCGCAAGAUGUCCUCGUCUCGGACGGAGGUGGUUUCUGUCGUCGGAAAGCGCCGACGCCGCAGACACUACAUGCACGCAACAGAGAUAACAGCAGGCCGAGUCUCAUCUACUUUCUUCACUUGCCACCGUAACUCCUCUUAUUCACGCCCCAUUACCACUGAUGUUCCCGCUGUUGUGAUGACUCUGGUGCUCACGGCGAUAGGUUGUUGGCUUUUGUUUGACGAUUUCGGAUGAGUGCAGGGCGCGUUGCGUGCUUCAUUCCAAUUAUCGCACCAAAACUACUCACUACAUAUUCAUGAUGGCAGGCUUGGAAAGCGGAAACCUGACCCCCGAGGAAUACGAUGCUUAUGUGGAGAAGAUGCGGCAGGAUGAAUAUCCCAUGAUCGCGGACGCUCUCUAUCUGGACCACGCUGGCACUACGGUCUAUAGCAAGCGUCUGAUGGAGCGCUUCCAUCGAGACAUGAUGGCCAAUCUGCUAGGUAACCCGCACUCUGCCUCACAAUCUAGCCAGCACGCAACCCAGCUCAUCGAUAGUGUCCGAUCGAAGUUAUUACAUCUCUGCAAUGCUGAUCCGGCAUAUUUCGACGUUGUCUUUACAGCGAACGCCACCGCAGCCAUCAAGCUAGUCAUGGAGGCCUUUCGAGAGCAGAGCGAAGGUUUCUGGUAUGGCUACCAUGUUGAUUCCCAUACCAGCUUAGUCGGCGCACGAGAGGUUGCUAUUGCGCACCACUGCUUUAAGUCGGACGCGGAGGUAGAGGCGUGGGUUGAUGCAGCACAUCCGUCUCGACCUGCCGGUCGUAGUCAGCUUUUCGCCUUCCCUGCUCAGUCCAACAUGAAUGGGAGGAGGCUCCCGCUCUAUUGGAGCAUGCGUAUGCGGAGAGCGUUUCAGCGGACUUACACUCUGCUUGAUGCUGCAUCGUACGCGUCAACAUCGCCUUUGGAUCUGCGCGAUGUCGAUGCUUCACCCGACUUUACAGCGCUCAGCUUGUAUAAGAUCUUUGGCUUUCCAGACCUAGGUGCGCUUAUCGUUCGAAAAGCUGCGGCGCAUGUCUUCGACAAGCGCAAGUACUUUGGAGGUGGCACCGUUGAUAUGGUGCUUUGCUCGAAAGAGCAGUGGCAUGUCAAGAAGUCUGGUUCGUUGCACGAGCGGCUUGAGGACGGCACCCUACCCGUUCACAGUAUCCUGGCGCUCAACGCUGCAAUAGACACGCAUGCGGAACUGUUCGGUACCCUUGAUCGUGUCUCACAGCAUACGGCUGCUCUUGCGAAGCGACUGUACGAUGGGUUGACGGCGCUGAAGCAUGGUAGUGGCAGAGACGUUUGCACAAUCUACACCAAUGCAUCUUCCCUGUACGGAGACAGUCGCAAUCAGGGCCCAAUCGUAGCCUUCAACUUGCGCGACAGCAAUGGCGACUGGGUCAGCAAUACGGAGAUCGAGAAGCUCGCGUCUAUCAAGAACAUCCAUCUCCGGACCGGCGGUGUCUGUAAUCCUGGUGGCAUUGCUCAAUGGCUCCAUCUUGCUCCCUGGGAGAUGCGUGAAAACUUCUCUGCUGGACAGAGAUGCGGGGGUGAGUACGACAUACUCAAUGGCAAGCCGGCUGGUGUUGUUCGGCUUAGCCUCGGAGCUAUGAGUACAACAUCGGACGUUAAGCGCUUCGUAGCCUUUCUUGAGGAGUUCUUUGUCAACAAGAACUGUCAAUCCCAGGCUCCUGUGGCUGGCUGUGAAGUAUCGGAGAAAUCUGAGCAGCGCUUUCACAUCGAGAGUUUGACUGUAUAUCCUAUCAAAAGCUGCGCUGGGUGGCAGAUUUCGCAUGGGACAACUUGGGAGGUUCGUGACGAGGGCCUUGUGUGGGAUCGCGAAUGGUGCAUUGUGCAUCAAACGACUGUCAAGGCACUCAGCCAGAAGCAGCACCCACGCAUGGCUCUGAUCCGGCCUUCACUGGACUUCCGACAAGGCGUGCUACGGAUCCAUGCGCCGGGUUCGGCCGACACCGUCAUAGUUCCCUUGUCGCAAGACCCGGGCGUGUUUGAUAAGCCAGACUUUGCGCAGCGCGAUGCCACUGUCUGCGGCGAUCGGAUCGCAGCACAGGUCUACGCCUCUCAGUCCGUUGCCAGGUUUCUCACAGAAGCAGUAGGUGUCCCAUGCACCCUAGCACGCUUCCCUGUUGGGACUGCGUCUGAUAGCGCAGGCCGCCACAGCAAAGCACACCUGAAGCAGGGUGGAGAGGCAAUAGGUGUUCCUCGGCCACUGCUUCUUAGCAACGAGUCACCAAUCCUGACCAUCUCAAGGUCAUCUCUAAAUCGGCUGAACGAGCAGAUCAAGGCCAGAGGUGGCAAAGCUGCUCAUCCAUCCGUAUUCCGCGCGAACAUCGUGCUGGCGGAGAGCCCACUUUUACCGCCAGGACUCGAGCAGCCAUUUGCGGAGGACCAUUGGCAGAGUAUGCGCAUCGGCGGCGAACGUGGACCGGUGCUUGACUUUCUCGGCGGCUGCAGGCGGUGUCAGAUGGUUUGCAUUGAUCAGGUUAGCGGCGAGAAGAAUCAGGAGCCCUUCGUCACGCUGGCGAAAACGCGGCGGGCGGAGGGGAAGGUACUGUUUGGGGUUCACACUGCGCUACGAGUGGAGCGCGCGGGAGGUGCAAUGAUCGCAGCUAGACAAUCGGUCCAGACAUCCUAGUAAUAUGUUAUCAAUUGCUCAC
Molecule: messenger RNA, 2726 nt
Organism: Baudoinia panamericana UAMH 10762
Lineage: Eukaryota; Fungi; Ascomycota; Dothideomycetes; Mycosphaerellales; Teratosphaeriaceae
Exons: 1
Coding region: 329-2704 (791 amino acids)
Biological process (GO): Mo-molybdopterin cofactor biosynthetic process
Molecular function (GO): pyridoxal phosphate binding; molybdenum cofactor sulfurtransferase activity; molybdenum ion binding
Source: RefSeq, a predicted model, not a curated record